Messenger RNA from Candoia aspera, 5800 nucleotides. It is a transcript of the gene EEIG1, whose product is annotated as estrogen-induced osteoclastogenesis regulator 1. The record is from RefSeq and is a predicted model, not a curated record. The coding region runs from base 41 to 1201 and encodes 386 amino acids. NCBI's taxonomy places the organism in Eukaryota, Metazoa, Chordata, Lepidosauria, Squamata, Candoiidae. The transcript is spliced from 11 exons.
UUUAAAAGAGCGGUUCGUUUCACCUCGCUGCAAUCUGCCCAUGGCUUUCUUGAUGAAGAAGAAGAAAUUCAAGUUUCAGAUCAAUUUCACCUUGGAAGAGCUGACCGCGGUUCCUUUCGUGAACGGUGUGCUGUUCUGCAAAAUCCGGCUGUUGGAUGGGGGCGACUUCAUCACAUCAUCCUCUAGGGAAGAAGUUCAAGAGAACUGUGUUCGUUGGAAAAAGAAAUUUACCUUCAUCUGUAAGAUGAGUGCCAGUCCCACCACAGGGCUCCUGGACCCUUGCAUCUGCCGAGUGUCAGUCCGCAAAGAACUGAAGGGGGGAAAAACCUAUUCCAAGCUGGGCUUCACCGACCUGAAUUUGGCCGAAUUUGCAGGCUCCGGCCUCGCAAUCCGAUGCUGUUUGUUGGAAGGAUAUGACACCAAGAACACCAGGCAGGACAAUUCCAUCUUGAAAGUGAUGAUUGGCAUGUCCCUCUUAUCCGGAGACCCUUGUUUCAAAACCCCGCCCUCCACAGCCAAAUCCAUCGCCAUCCCAGGGCAAGACUCCACCCUUCAGCUCACCUGCAAAGGGGAGGGCACCAGCAAGACGGUGCCCCCCAGCGCCAACGCGGCGUCUUCGGUCGGUUCCGUCCGUCAGAACAAGCCCAGGGCCACCAUCCUUGGAUCAGGCGUUCUGGAAGAGCCGGACCAGAACUUGUCGAGCCCGGAAGAAGUAUUCCAUUCGGGACAUUCACGGAAUUCGAGUUAUGCCAGCCAGCAGUCUAAAAUCUCUGGAUACAGCAUGGAGCAUUCCAGAUCCUCCAGCCUGUCGGACUUGACCCACCGCCGGAACACCUCCACCAGCAGCAGCGCCUCGGGGGGUCUCAGCAUGACGGUGGAAUACCCGGAGGGCGAACGGGAGCACCGGUCGGAGAAGCCCCCACGCCCCCCCAGGCCAAACCUGUUGCCGGACAGAUCUUCCCGAAGGAAAAAGGAUUCCGUGGAAAGCCACCCCACCUGGGUGGACGACACCCGGAUCGACGCAGUUGACAUCGUGGAGAAGAUCAUGCAGAGCCAGGACUUCACGGACGUCAGCAACACUGAAGAUAGCAAUCUCAGGCUGUUUGUGAGCAGAGAUGGCACGACAACGCUAAGUGGGAUUCAGCUAGCAAACAGAGUCUCCUCUGGAGUUUACGAGCCAGUGGUAAUCGAAACCCAUUAAAUGUGAACAAGAUGGGGUACACCUGCUGGAAACCCGUCUCUGCAGUUUGGGUGUGGCUUUUCCUCCACACCCCUCCUUCCUUCCUUCCUUCCUCCCUCCCUCCCUUCCUCCCUUCCUCCCUCCCUCCCUCACUGCACAUAACAUUCCGGGCAGGACUCCCAAAUUCCCCGACUUAAGCACUCCUCAUCUGCCCAGAGGUACUCUGAAACAGGCACUUUAUGUGGGAUCUGGGAAGAUGCGCGGAUCCUAUUUGGAAGGAUGCGACCCACCAUCCUGCCACUCGCAAGGGCCCCCUUGGAGGGAGAGCAACUCAGGACUCUCGUUCAGAGCAUCGUGGCUCGGUAAGCGUGGUUCGACCAGGCCUUCCUCCUUCCACCGCCGAGUUGCACCGCUGUGAAUGCUCCUUUCUCGCUCUCCUGCCCAGGAAAGGCUCAAUGUGGGAAGGGAAGAACCGCUGCAAAUCGUACGCAGAAGCGCGACGGCCACAGGGACUCGGUUGCCAAAGCGCCUGGCUCAUCCGCAGCUCCUCUCUUGCAGGCCACAAGAAAUUAUCGCUCUCUGAUAACCAAGGAACGAAGGCCCCUCGCUAUGUCACUAGCUUCCCUUUGAACUGAAAGUCCCCCCAAGCUCUGUCUUUCAUAGGAAACGGCUUGUCUCUUUUCGGUCCCCUCGGAAAGUCUGUUUCAAGCAUCCGUAAGCCACAGACACAGGCGGUUUUGCAGACGCUGAGCGCCAGUCAAGGUUCCGGUUCAACGUCCCCCUUCUCCUGCAGGACAAGGAAGGGGGCUGACCUCGGCCAGCUGCCAUUCAAGGGGACGCUUGAAGAACCCCAAACAAGCCCAGGAAGAAGCGUUGGAAUGCCGGUUUUCAGUGGUGGGAACUGCGGCUGACUUUUUCAUAUUUUUAAAAAAACGGUUAUUUCGGGCAACACACGGUCCCUGCUGCCAGGUGAUGGGGGGAGAGCCCCAAGCUAUUUGGGGCUCUGCCUUUGCGUGGAGAUGCAGUAGAAAAAUACUCCACGUUAGCCCCGGCAUCAUGGCCUUCUCGAUGCAAAACACACUGGGUGAGAAUUCUGUUGCUUUGGGACAGGAGCACUCCUGCAUUGAGAAGGUGCCAGGGCCUCCUGUCCCGCUGUCCAAGCCACGGUGGAGAGGUCUGGAUUCCAGCCCACCCAAGAUGUCUCCAGUCACUUGCUUUCCCACGGAGCACAUGGCGUCCGAGCUGAAUCGAGGUCCAUAAGCAGUGAAACGAGGAGGGUGGAAUUCUGAGGUCAUCGGUCAACUGUAUGUCUUCAGCUAGGUUCUACCCGCUUUGCAGGGUGCGGGUGGGGGGAAAUUCCUGGGAUUGUCCUUCAGUUGGAUCGAUGCUUCCUUGCCCUCUCCACCCAAAUACUGAGAUUUGGGUAGGAAGAAAGGUAGUUGUACAGGAACAGUGAAGCUGUGAGCUGGAUUUCCCCAUCUUGCAUCCUAAUUUAUUUCUUCUGGCAGCUAGAUCUGGAAGCCUGGAGCAAAGGGCCGUUCCUGUGCAGUUUCAUCCUACGCAUUGGCUCCUCCCGCCCUUCACUUGUUGCUUUUUUGGGUGCGGCAGGGAGGACUCAGCUUUUCCCCAUUGCAAGGCAGUAGCUAAGAGCCCUGCUGUCCUUAAACAGUGUUUGGCCUUGGUGCAUGCAUCAGUACGAGCCCGCGCGCACACGCAUUUGACAUGGUUCUGCAAAGUGAGAGGGGCUGGCCUGGGGCUGCCACCUCCCCCAGACUCCCUUUAGAUAGCAACUGUGCUCCGAAGCGAGAGAGCACAAAUGGAAUUUAAGAGCAGGAUCAGGCAUUGGGGAGUGGGGCACCUGAGCAUCUCUUCCAGGCCAGGCCUGUGGUUCCUUGAGUGGUAGCAAGGCGGUCAGCGGGUGAGGGCUUGCCAAAAGUUGGGUCCCCCCCCACCAUUCGCCAGAACAUUCCCAUCUCAGCUGAGCUAGCCAAAGGUUGUGUGAGCUGAACUCCAACCCAGCUGGAAGGCACCGUGUUGGGCAGGCCAGAGAGCUGCAGUCUCUCCCUGAACACCAGAGAUCCUCACCCUGAUCUUCAUGGCAUGUAUGGAAUAAGGAGAAACUGGGGAUGGUUAGAAUCUCCAGGACAGACCUGGAGAAAUCCAUUGGGAAGUUAGUGGCCAUCUGAAACCCUUGCACCACCAUGACAGAAGAUGCCCUCUAGCAAGCAGGGCCCUUUCAAGUGUGGCAACCACGGUCCUCAUGCCUGUUUGCUAAGAAGGGCCUGGUGAAUUGGAAAAAACUAACUCUUCCUAACCCUAACUGGAGAUAUGUUGGUUGGUCUCAGUGGCUGGUCCCACCUUGAUCGGGUGAGGCGAUAAAGCUUGAUUUUUUUUUUCCUCAUUGGCUAAUUCUGCUGUUUAAGACAUUGGUCACACGUGGCAAAGCACUAUCUGGGAUAAUUAACUUAAGAGAUGCCAUUUGGAGAAUGGUUGGUUUUAAAAUUGACAUUCUUACACCACCACUGUUUCCCUCCCCCCUGCCCUUUUGAUUUUGAAAUGUAUUGAUUUUUUGUUUAUCGACCCAGCAGGCUGGUGUGUGUGUGUGUGCUGCGAAUUUUGGAGGGGGGGUUGAAAUCACUGUUUCAUUGCUAUGUUAUCUGUUGGGCUGUGGUGGUUGGGUGCUUCUUGUUUUAAUGAUUAUGUCUAACUUGAGCAGGGAGGGCGAGAGGAACCCAGGUCUUGAUUUCUCUCAUUGCUUGCACGCUGCAUUCCUUCACCCACCCAGCGUGGAUCAGAUAGCCUUUGAUUCGGUGAAAUGUCAGAUGGUGCUGAUGCCCGAGCUGUGAUCGUGGCCGGGAGGGAGCAGAACUGGAUUCUGCUCUCCUUCCACACACGGUGCCAAAUUCGGAGGCUUGAUGGUUCUGCAGCAGAAAACUUUUUGGCGUUUCGAUAAAAGGUUUCUGGAGAUGGGGUUGAACUGUUCCUGGAGCGUGGGCACCCUUCAGCUGUAAGAGCCCUCCCCAUUUUGCCAAGGUGGUGAUGAGACCACGAUGGUGGUGAUCAUUUCGGGUCAGCGACCGGAUGAAAAACUUUGCAAAGCUGGCGUGGACAAGAAGUCCUUCCGGUGUGGUGCAGAAUGGCACGCUUUUCAGUUCCCCCAAUGCCCCCCUCCAGUCUCUCCAGAGAAUUUAUUUCCUAUUCCUUUGGUUAACACGAAGUUUCUUUUCUUUUUUAAAGUAGCUUGUCUGCAGUGACACGCUCCCAAAUGGCUUCCUUUUUUUCCCCCUUCCUUUUAAUUAUGCUUCAUUCUGCAGUUAAUCUUCCCCUUUGGAAAAAAAUUUAAAAAGAAAAAAAAACUUGAUGGAUGCAGCUGGACUGCACCCGUGUUGUGAACCUCUGGAAGGUUGCUCACCCCCCACCAUCCCGACCCACCAGGUACAGAUCAAGAUGCCCCUCCUGGAGAGGGGACGCAAUGGGGAGCAGAUCUCUCCUUUGCACGAUCUCAGGAGCUGCUAGAAGAACAUUUCAUCUUCCUGCUCUAUCUGCCACCCUCAAGGUUGGCUAUUAUUGUUUCUUAAGCCCUGUAGACGGGGCUGGUCUCUUAGAGGCACAAUCCCCAACCUCUAGAACUGGUAGCAAAAUUUUGUGGCUGUCCAGUUCUUCCCUAUCCAAAUACCUUAUUCCCCCCUCUAGCCAACUUCAAAGCUGUAACCCAGUUUCUCAGCCUUGGCCACUUUAAGAUGUGUGGACUUCAGCUCCCAGAAUUCCCCAGCCAGCCAUGUGAUGUUAGCCAGCCCAUGCUGGCUGGGGAAUGCUGGGAGUUGAAGUCCACACAUCUUUAAAGUGGUCAAGGCUGAGGAACUCAGCUCUAACCUUACGUCUUCCCUGCCCUACUUCCGAGGACAAAGAUCCUUCCCCUUCACUCCUCCCAAAAUAAACUUGGAAUGUAAAAGAAUAAGCUCUGAUUCUUGACCUUACUUUAAGAAGUAACGUUUCCUAGUUUUUCGUUGCUUUUUAAGCCCAUAUUUUUCAGGGGGUUGAAAAAAGAAAUUGCAUUUAUUUUCUUGGAAAGUGAAUGAAAAGAGAUUCAAAAGGCACGCUCGAUUUAUAUUCAGAUAUUUCUAUAGCAGGAAAGAUAUUUUUGGAAGGGAGAAAGCAGAAGAAAAAAAUAAACAGGACUAUGCAAAAUUUAAGAUAAAGAAUUGCCAGAAGAGAUAGUUUUAAUGUGUUCUGAACUUUGAAAUCUAAAAGCGGAUUAAAGCUGAAAUGUGCUGCCAUCCAUAAAAGCAUUUAUAGAAAAGAUAACUAGGGUUUAUUUUUCCCCAUCCCACCCCUGCUGCUCCAUUUUCAGAUAUAUUUUUUGAAAAGUUUUGGGCCUGGAGAAGAAUCAGUUUUAGGUCUGCAUAUUCCCCCACCCAGUUUUAACUUGAUCUUCUAGUAUUUAUCAUUUUUGUAUUGAAUGCUGUGCUGUCUCAACCAGUCUUGUUUGUAUUUUCUGUUAGCUGGUUCCUGAUGUAGAGAAGCCACAGUUAUUAAAGAAAAAAAAAAAUCACUAUAAAAUCAAAUGUCAUAAUGGUUUGGGGGCAAAAAAAUAAAGGUUGGGUUUCCUUUGGUACAUCA